Messenger RNA from Quercus lobata, 1431 nucleotides. RefSeq names its product cytochrome P450 87A3-like. Gene Ontology annotation, biological process: brassinosteroid biosynthetic process; sterol metabolic process; brassinosteroid homeostasis. The record is from RefSeq and is a predicted model, not a curated record. Bases 1 to 1431 code for a protein of 476 amino acids. The transcript has 9 exons. NCBI's taxonomy places the organism in Eukaryota, Viridiplantae, Streptophyta, Magnoliopsida, Fagales, Fagaceae. Gene Ontology annotation, molecular function: iron ion binding; oxidoreductase activity, acting on paired donors, with incorporation or reduction of molecular oxygen; monooxygenase activity.
AUGUGGACAAUUGGAUUAGGUUUUGUAGCAGUUCUGGUCAUAUAUUUUACUUACUGGCUUAACAAAUGGAGCAAUCCAAGGUGCAACGGAGUCCUCCCUCCAGGUUCCAUGGGUCUACCCCUUAUUGGAGAGACCCUUCAGUUGAUUGUUCCCAGUUACUCUCUAGACCUCCACCCAUUUAUCAAAAAGAGAGCUCAAAGAUAUGGGCCAAUAUUUCGAACUAGUGUGGCGGGUCGACCGAUUGUAAUAUCAGUAGAUCCUGAAUUCAACCAUUACAUCGUUAAACAAGAAGGGAAAUUAGUUGAAUUAUGGUACAUGGAUUCAUUUUCCAGUCUUUUCUCUAUGGAAGGAGAAAGUAGGACAACUGCACUUGGUGUUAUCCACAAAUACGUAAGAAGCAUUAUAUUGGAUCACUUUGGUGCUGAACCACUUAAGGAAAAAUUACUUCCUCAAAUUGAAGUAUUUGUUAGUAAAACCCUAGAAACAUGGUCAACUCAGUCUUCUGUUGAAGUGAAACAUGCUGCUUCCAUUAUGGUGUUUGAUUUCAGUACAAAGAGUAUAAUGUUUAGUUAUGAUGCUGAAAAAUCACCCAUGAAAUUGAGUGAGAAGUUAAUCAAUGCCGCCGGAGGUUUUAUGUCAUUUCCCUUGAAUAUUCCUGGUUUCGCAUACCAUAAAUCUUUGAAGGAUCAAAAGGAGGCAUUGACCAUGUUGAGGAAAAUAGUAAAAGAGAAAAUGAAUUCACCUGGAAAACAUGAAGAUAUGCUUGAUCAAGCCAUAAAUAACAUGAAUAAGGAGAAAUUCUUAUCAGAAGAUUUUCUCGCCCGUUGGGUUUUUGGGAUCUCAUUUGCUACCUUUGAGGCGAUUUCAACAGCAUUAUCAUUAGCUCUCAAGUUAAUUGCGGACAGUCCAGCAGUUUUACAAGAGUUGACUGCCGAGCACAAGGCAAUUCUCAAAGCUAGAAAGAAUCGAAAUUCCAUUCUCACAUGGGAAGAAUAUAAGUCAAUGACUUUUACCCUUCAAGUAAUCAAUGAAGUUUUACGGAUCGCAAAUGUUUCUCCUGGUUUACUACGAAAAGCACUGAAGGAUAUAAAAUUUAAAGGAUAUACAAUUCCGUCUGGUUGGACCAUUAUGAUUGCAAAUUCUGCACUUCAAUUAAACUCAAACACUUACAAGGAUCCACUUGCUUUCAACCCAUGGCGCUGGAAGGAUCUUGACCCAUCUGUUGUAUCUAAGAAUUUCAUGCCUUUUGGAGGAGGAAUUAGACAAUGUGCAGGGGCAGAGUAUACUAAAACGUUCAUGGCUAUCUUCCUCCAUGUCUUGGUCACCAAAUAUAGGUGGACAAAGGUCAAGGGAGGAAAAAUUGCUCGAGGUCCUAUUCUGGUUUUUAUAGAUGGCCUCCAUGUUAAUUUUUCAAAGAAGAAAAAUAUAUAA